CCACCAGCGAGAGGCCCCUCUCUCCUACAAUUUCAACUAUGAACUACAAAUCCCACCAUUUGGCUUCUUCCUCCGCCCUCCACUAUAUAAAACUCCAACACCAACUUCCAAUUUGCUUUCAGAUUCACACUCCUCGUUAAUUAGAUCUCUUCUCUCGCUCUUCUUUUUCCCGGAAAAUCUUGGUUUUUGCAGCAUUCAAUGGCCGACGAGUCGCAGAAAUGGGUGCUGAUGGUGACGGCUCAGACGCCCACCAACAUCGCCGUGAUCAAGUACUGGGGGAAGAGGGACGAGAAGCUCAUCUUGCCAGUCAAUGACAGCAUCAGCGUGACGCUUGAUCCUGCGCACCUUUGCACCACCACCACUGUCUCCGUCAGUCCCACCUUUGACCAAGAUCGGAUGUGGCUCAAUGGCGAGGAGAUUUCCAUUUCCGGAGGCAGAUUCCAAAGCUGUUUAAGAGAAAUUCGCAGUCGAGCUACCGAUAUUGAUGAUAAGGAAAAGGGAAUCAAUAUUACUAAGAAGGACUGGGAAAAGUUGCAUGUACAUAUUUCUUCGUAUAACAAUUUUCCUACUGCUGCUGGAUUGGCUUCCUCAGCAGCUGGUUUUGCUUGUCUAGUUUUUGCUCUCGGAAAGCUAAUGAACGUGAAAGAAGAUCACAGCCAGCUUUCUGCUAUUGCAAGGCAAGGUUCUGGUAGUGCUUGCCGCAGCUUGUAUGGGGGAUUUGUCAAGUGGAUCAUGGGAAAAGAAGAGAAGGGAACCGACAGUCUUGCAGUCCAACUUGCAGAUGAGAAGCACUGGGACGAGCUUGUUAUUGUUAUCGCUGUGGUAAGUUCACGACAGAAGGAAACAAGUAGCACAACAGGAAUGCGUGAUACUGUUGAAACAAGUUUGCUCUUACAACAUAGAGCAAAGGAAGUAGUACCAAAACGCAUAUUAAAAAUGGAAGAAGCCAUAAAAAACCGUGAUUUUGCUUCUUUUGCACAACUGACCUGUACUGACAGUAACCAGUUUCAUGCUGUCUGCCUGGACACAUGUCCACCCAUAUUCUACAUGAAUGAUACAUCCCACAGGAUAAUAAGCCUUGUUGAAAAGUGGAACAAAGCAGAAGGAACACCUCAGGUGGCUUAUACAUUUGAUGCGGGGCCGAAUGCAGUUCUAAUUGCACGUAACAGAAAAACAGCUGCCCUUUUGAUUCAGAAGUUGCUAUUCUGCUUUCCACCAAAUUCUGAUGCAGAUUUGAGCAGUUUCGUUCUUGGCGAUAAGUCAAUUCUAAAAGAUGCCGGGGUUGAGAGCCCGGAGGAUAUUGAAACUUUACCCGCACCUCCAGAAAUCAAGGAUCCGUCGCAGAAAUUCCGAGGAGAUGUCAGUUACUUUAUUUGCACAAGACCCGGGAGAGGUCCAGUUGUGCUGUCAGACGAAUGUCAUCUUCUCAACCCUGAAACUGGAUUGCCGAAGUAAGCUCGGAAGGUUUCUCUCUUUUGUUUCACAACACCAUUCCUCCGCAGGCCUAUUCAAAUGGCUGUAUGGAUAAUGCUUUUAGGCUGAACCGAAGAAUUGGCUUAAAAUGAUUAUCCGAGUUGCUCGCAGUUUGCCAGUUUCUGUUGCUUGUUUCCUGCAUUUGUAACGUAUUUUUUGCUGUUUUAAUCCGAUUAUGGUCUUUGUACCCAUUGUCUUUGACACAAUAAUGAAUAAAUUGUCUAUUGUUCA
Messenger RNA from Pyrus x bretschneideri (Chinese white pear), 1704 nucleotides. RefSeq names its product diphosphomevalonate decarboxylase 2. Gene Ontology annotation, molecular function: diphosphomevalonate decarboxylase activity; ATP binding. Gene Ontology annotation, biological process: isoprenoid biosynthetic process; isopentenyl diphosphate biosynthetic process, mevalonate pathway. The transcript has 10 exons. The record is from RefSeq and is a predicted model, not a curated record. The coding region runs from base 199 to 1455 and encodes 418 amino acids. Gene Ontology annotation, cellular component: cytosol. NCBI's taxonomy places the organism in Eukaryota, Viridiplantae, Streptophyta, Magnoliopsida, Rosales, Rosaceae.